Molecule: messenger RNA, 1203 nt
Organism: Mycena indigotica
Lineage: Eukaryota; Fungi; Basidiomycota; Agaricomycetes; Agaricales; Mycenaceae
Product: Alpha-ketoglutarate-dependent xanthine dioxygenase
Exons: 5
Coding region: 1-1203 (400 amino acids)
Molecular function (GO): oxidoreductase activity
Source: RefSeq, a predicted model, not a curated record
AUGACGUUGACGUUGCUGCCCCUCCCAGCUUCAAAUGCAGCAGACGCUUCGUUGCGGGACUUUGGCCGGGAGGUUGUGGGCGUUGAGCCUGGCUCGCUGACGGCGGCGCAAUUCGAGGAAGUCAGAGAGGCACUUUACAAGUAUGACGCGCUUCUCUUCCGCAACGCCUCGCUCAGCCCAGAGCAGCAAUACGCGCUGACCAAGGCAUUCGACCCUGCCUCAGAGAGUUAUGGGCACGGGAACAACAAGACGCAGGCUACCACCAAAUCGGUGCUCCACCCGGACCUCAAAACGAUCCCGCGCGUGCCGCAGGUCCAGCUUAUUGGCAACGGCACAGUGUUUGACCACGAAGGGCUGGUGGAGGCAAAGCUCAAGCAUCCCCACCACAAGACGUUCCACAAGACUGCUGUCAGCGAGGAGGAUGAACUGCGCGGCAUGACACGAUUCUACCGUUGGCAUAUCGAUGCGGCGUUGUACGAGCUUUCUCCGCCGCGAGUGACUACACUCUAUGCAUUGCGCGUGCCGAAAGGCGAGCCACAAGUGUGUCGCUACGACGAUGGGACGGGUGAUGAGCUGGAAGUGCCGUUGGGCACGACCGCAUUUGUCUCGGGGAGGACAAUGUUUGCGCGGUUGUCUACCGAGCUCAAAAGUCUGGCGGUUAGGGCACGGGUCAAGUAUGCUCCCCACCCGUACGUGUGGAUGGCGCCAGCGCGGGCGAAGUCGACUGGCUUGGGUAUCGAGUCGGAGGGGCUGGAGCUAGGGUUGGAUAAAUUGCCGCCUUGGGAAGAGGAGAAGGUGCAGAUUCUGCCCAUGCUCUGGAAAAACCCACUCACGGGCGAACUCUCAUUCCAGGUCCAUCCAUGUGCUGUCCUCGAACUUAUCAUCGACCCGCUCCCGCCACAAGUCUCUCGCGACACCGCUCUCUACCCCAACGGCGCCAAUAUAACCGACCUCAAGCAAGUCCGCGAGCUGCUGUACCAGAUGCAGCGGCCCGCAAUCGCCCCUUCGGUAUGCGACUAUCUCUUCGUAUAUGCCCACGACUGGAGCGAAAAAGACCUCGUCCUUUUCCACAACCGUGUCGUGCUGCAUACCGUUGUUGGUGCAUUUGCGGAGGACCAGGUCCGCGCUUUCCACCAGUGCAAUCUUGCCGCGUCAGAUGAUCCUAUCGGGCCCAGCAAAGAGGAUGUAUUACAAUGGGUGUAG